This is a messenger RNA of Bradysia coprophila, 978 nucleotides long. Its product is annotated as glutamate receptor ionotropic, kainate 1-like. Gene Ontology annotation, molecular function: ligand-gated monoatomic ion channel activity. NCBI's taxonomy places the organism in Eukaryota, Metazoa, Arthropoda, Insecta, Diptera, Sciaridae. Gene Ontology annotation, cellular component: membrane. The record is from RefSeq and is a predicted model, not a curated record.
GAAAGGUUCUACAUUAGUCGUUUGGUAUAACGUUGUUACGGUUCUGAAGUAUAACAUGCUGUUCCCUUUGAAAGCCUUCAUAUUGUUCGGUGUGCUAAUAGUCUAUGCACAAUGUGACACACAUGAAGAGACUACCAUCUCUGUGGCUACGUUACUCGCAGAACCAUUUGUCAUGUUACGAGACGACACCACUCUAACUGGUAACGAGAGGUUUGAAGGAUACAUUAUUGAUUUACUUGAUCUAAUUGGCAAAAAAUUAGGUUUCAAGUAUGAGGUGCAUCUCGUACCAGAUAAUCGAUACGGUCAUUUAGUUGAUGGAGAAUGGAAUGGUAUUAUCGGUCAAGUACGCUCUGGUCGUGCGCAAAUCGGUGCCGCACCCAUUACUAUUACCAGCGAACGGGAGGCGGCGGCGGACUUUACAAUUCCGUUUAUGAGCCUGGGCAUCAGCAUACUUUACAAACGUCCAUCUGACGGCAAAGCACUACCCUUUACGAAUGUAGAAGAACUUGCUGCAUUGGAAACUACAAAAUUCGGUUGUAAAUCGGGUGGAUCAACAUUACAGUUUUUUGCACGAUCAGAUAAUCCAACAUACAAACAGAUUUACGAACGCAUGAUAAAGGCAGAACCCUCAACAUUAGUACAAACAAAUGAUGAAGGCAUUGAACGUGUGAAAGCGGAAGACUAUGCAUUUUUCAUGGAAUCAAACACAUUAGACUAUAUUGUGCAACGAGAUUGUGAUUUACAGCAAGUUGGUGGACUUCUGAAUUCUUUAGGUUACGGACUGGUCGUCGAAGAAGGAUCGCCUAUGAGGGUAAAACUAUCGGCGGCUAUAAUCGAAUUGCAACAAUCGGGCGAUUUGGUAAGUUUGAAAGAGAAAUGGUGGUUGAAGAGAAAUGGCGAAAAAUGUCAUCAAUAGGAUUGGACUUUCGUUCUAAAAAAAUUUCAAGCAAUAAAAAGCAUGUAAAAAGAUAUCAAAAA